This is a messenger RNA of Aphidius gifuensis, 1245 nucleotides long. RefSeq names its product achaete-scute complex protein T3-like. The transcript is spliced from 2 exons. Gene Ontology annotation, biological process: developmental process; regulation of transcription by RNA polymerase II. The record is from RefSeq and is a predicted model, not a curated record. The coding region runs from base 315 to 1166 and encodes 283 amino acids. Lineage: Eukaryota; Metazoa; Arthropoda; Insecta; Hymenoptera; Braconidae. Gene Ontology annotation, molecular function: protein dimerization activity; RNA polymerase II transcription regulatory region sequence-specific DNA binding; DNA-binding transcription factor activity, RNA polymerase II-specific.
CGUACCCUUCUCAACAGCAUUUCGGGAGCCGCUUCCGUGUAGUGAGUAUUGAGGGUGUUUAAAGUUUUAUUCUUCUUUAAUGCCAGUGGAAAAUAAAUGUGUAGUCUAAUUUUUACCUUGAAGUAAAAAUAAAGAUAUUUAUAAAUUUUAAAAAACAAAACACGAAAAAGAUUAUAGAUGGAAAAUUAAUAUUUAGGUACUUGAAUGUGAUAAUAGGUAGAAAAGACUGAAAAAUCGUUGUAUAUGAUUCAAAAUAUACACAUUCCAUAACUGUGCCACAAUAAUUCGGUUAAAACUCGGGUAUAUUGUGUGAUAUGACUCUAGUGAGAACAAACGACGAGAACGCGUUACCAAUAAUGUUGGGUGUUCAACAACAUCAUCACCACCAUGUUGGUCACCACACAAAUCCUAUGAAUAAUACCAACAUUAAUGUUCAAAGUCAUCUUCGUAGCAAUGUUAUUGUUACGACUGGAAAUCAUUCCAAAAAAACAAAAAUCUAUCAAACUACGUCUUAUGGUACUGUGCCACAUCAACCAGCAUCUGUUGCAAGAAGAAACGCACGCGAACGCAAUCGCGUAAAACAAGUUAAUAAUGGCUUUGCAACACUCCGUCAGCAUAUACCACAAAGUGUAGCACAAGCUCUUGGUAGUAAUACUGUCGGUACUAAUGGUGGUUCAAGAGCUGGUAGUAAAAAACUGUCUAAAGUUGAAACCUUGAAAAUGGCAGUAGAAUAUAUAAAAAGUUUACAAAACAUGCUUGAUAAUAAUGGAAUCGGUUCGGAUAUGAUAAGUACAUCGUCAUUAUCAUCAGCUUCAUCAACGUGUGGGUCUACCUCAUUAAUUGAUCUUAAUACAACAGAAUUACAUUCUCCGAGUAUCCAAGAUAAACAUACUCAAGAACACAAUAUUAUUUAUGAAAAACAUCAUAUAAAAAACGAAAACUCAAAUACGACUUCAUUUGUACCACCACCUAGUUCAGAAGCAUCAAGUUCACCGACUCCAAGUUCUGUUUCUGAAACAUCAUCAGGUGGUAGCCAAGGUUUCGGUGGUAGUACUUCAACAGUUAUUUAUACAACACAUCAAGAUGUUUAUGAAAAUUAUGGACCAAUGAGUCCAGAAGAUGAAGAACUAUUGGAUGUCAUCUCAUGGUGGCAACAGAGUCAAUGAAAAUAAACGUCUGUUGUGUUUGUGUUUCUGGCUGUCACCAUUUACUAAGAAUUUGAGAUUCCCAAGAUGAACCGUAAGA